Parathielavia appendiculata is the source of this 1164-nucleotide messenger RNA. RefSeq lists its product as uncharacterized. The transcript is spliced from 7 exons. NCBI's taxonomy places the organism in Eukaryota, Fungi, Ascomycota, Sordariomycetes, Sordariales, Chaetomiaceae. The record is from RefSeq and is a predicted model, not a curated record. Bases 1 to 1164 code for a protein of 387 amino acids.
AUGAGGAUGAUUGUGUGGCUGAGUUGUCUUACUUUGGUAGUUAGAGCCUUUCUUGAGGCGGGCACUACCGGCCGCUUCUUCGAGCACCGGUACCUGGUGCUCAGCUACGUUUGGGGCGGGCCACAGGAAGUGAAGCUGGAAACAAGCAACAAGGAUGCCUUGGCAAAGGCGGGCGCCCUCGCCGCCAAGCCUCUUCCCCAGACCAUCAGGGAUUCGAUAUCGCUAAGGUCCAUGUGCCAGAUAUACGCCCUUGCCUUUCUCACUGUCGUCGCCGCGUCCUCGUCAGGGGUCAACGGCGGCCUGCCCGGAUUACGCCCGGGAACGCGCUCGGUUGUUCAAGAAGAGGACACGUUUUGCGAAGAAUCCUGCUUUGAAAACGCACCGCUCCAUUUCCGUCGCGCCUACGCGAGCCAAGCCAAUUUGUCUUUGCGGCCAGAGCCUGGCAGGGACCCAGAGGACUUCUGGGAACUUUACAAGUCCCUGGUGUCCAACUAUACCCACAGGUUUUUCAGCUACCCAGGCGACGUCUUCGACGGAUUCUGUGCCGUCUUACAAAGCUUGUCGGCACUGUCGGGUGAAGACUUCAGUCGGGGUCUACCGCGAUCUCACUUUGAACAUGGACUAGUCUGGACUUCAACCACGAAAACGGGCACGGGACGUAGAAACGAGCUGUCGAUCCUGACCAUGACAUCAUUUCGUGUCAAGGAGAGCAAUACAGACGGCGCGGCCUAUUCAGCGCAGAACGGCGUCGUCCGGCUCGAGAGAACACCGAGCGCUACCGAGCUGGAAUACCUCGAAGAAGGGUAUCCAUCGUUAUACCCGGCCAAGCUGAGCAAAAUCCCAGAGUCGCAGCUCGUCUUCUUCUUGGCUAGCUCGGCCUUCUUUACAUUGGCACCCGGUUACAGCGACCAUUCCCCGCUGGCAAUCAUGGACUCUUCUGGCAUUCGUGUCGGCUCCAUGACGAGUACCGCCACCUGCUCCGUGCCGGACAAGGGCGGCCAAAAUGGUGGUAUCAGUGAUUUCGGCAAGCACGAAUUCGUUGCUGUGGCCAGCCAGACGCCGAUGAAUGUAUUCGAUUACUGGAAGCUGUUGGUGCUACAGAUAGAGUGGCGCGACGACAUCGCCUUCCGCGUCGGCUGCGGCGAGAUCUAUGAAGAGUCGUGA